GACGUUGUGCGCGGUAAGGGAAAAGGCCUCAUCAUUCUCCUCCACGGAUCUCCAGGCGUCGGGAAGACGUCCACAGCGGAAUGCGUAGCCGCCCAUACGGGUCGACCGUUGUUUCCAAUCACCUGUGGUGACCUUGGAGGAACCAGUGCGCAGGAAGUUGAAGAAAACUUGGAGCGAUUCUUCGAAUUGGCUAUGAAAUGGGGGUGCGUGUUGUUGUUAGAUGAAGCCGAUGUCUUCCUGGGCGAGCGCAUCCAGGGAAACAUUAUCCAGAACAGUUUGGUCUCUGUCUUCCUACGCGUGCUGGAAUAUUAUUCUGGGGUCCUGAUCCUGACCACGAACCGCGUGGGACAAUUUGACGAGGCAGCGACAUCUCGCAUCCACUGUGCCUUGUAUUAUCCGCCUUUUAGCAAGCGGCGAGCCCUGGAGGUGUGGCAGAAGAACGUCGACCGGCUGAAACGCGAGAAUGGGUUGUUCACCACUCCUAUUCAACUAGAUGCAAAGAAGAUCAUGAAGUUCGCAAAUCGCCAGUGGGAGGCUGGGACCCGCUGGAACGGCCACCAGAUCAAAAACGCAUUUCAAACCGCCGUUGCGCUGGCC
Messenger RNA from Penicilliopsis zonata CBS 506.65, 597 nucleotides. RefSeq lists its product as hypothetical. NCBI's taxonomy places the organism in Eukaryota, Fungi, Ascomycota, Eurotiomycetes, Eurotiales, Aspergillaceae. The transcript has 2 exons. Gene Ontology annotation, molecular function: ATP binding; ATP hydrolysis activity. The annotation marks the transcript as partial. The record is from RefSeq and is a predicted model, not a curated record.